This is a messenger RNA of Bradysia coprophila, 1897 nucleotides long. RefSeq lists its product as uncharacterized. Lineage: Eukaryota; Metazoa; Arthropoda; Insecta; Diptera; Sciaridae. The record is from RefSeq and is a predicted model, not a curated record.
AAAAUUAGUAUACUACAACCAUAACGGAAGAAGACACACCAAGCGGCAUUUAGUCAAUCAAAAUGUUGUUGAUAACUCACGUAAUUUUAAUCUUAAUUUGUGUUAAUUAUCGGAAAGUAACGUGUGAAAGGAAUCACACUGUCGCUAGUGUUUAUGUUGAUGAUAUAACUAGCACGUACGUCGAUAUUGAGGAAAAAUUAUGGUUUCUCAUUGGAUUGAAGAAUCAAAGUGACAUGGUGCUGAACAUACACAGGGAACAUUUGUUUUUUUUCCAAAAUUCAUUUUCAAUUGACAGACCACGAACGGAAAGCUACAAAGCAAAUAUUGAAAAACGUUUCGGCUGGCAGGUUCAAGGUUUAAAUUCGGAAAUUGACUUUGUUAAAAAUUUUGCUUUACACGAUUCAAUCGAUGAGAUUUCUGCGGAUGAUACAGUGCAAAUGGCUACGACUUAUGUUGGAUAUUCGAAUCUUAUGGCCACCAUUUACAAUCGCACUGUGGAAGCAAACCUUUUCGGGCAAAUCGACAAGAUACUGUCAGGAGAAAAUUGUUCUAGAUCGAAGCCAAUGGAGUCGGCACAAUUAUUGAUUUUCAAUUAUUACACUGAUGUUGCAACCUAUUUACUGAAAUCGUACUGUUUGGUUCAGCUGUCUUACAUGAUUUUAACACUGUAUGGAUACAACGACUAUACACUUUCUUCAGCAGCCAUUAGAAGUCAAUUUAAAGAUCACUAUAAAACCAUUCAGUCCUUAGCCACUGAUUCGAUGUUAACAGCGGAAAGAAGAUAUUGGGUGUGUGACGGAAUAUAUCCUCAAUAUUUCGCUCAGGUUACCAAUUUUGUACAAGACUAUUUUGAAAAUGAGGUCAACCUCAACAAAGAGGGAAGUUGCUACAACUCAUGUUCUGAUUACACAUUGACGAAGGACUAUGGAUGCUAUGACGGCUCACUUUGCCAUCUUUCUGGUGAAAAGGGACGGUGUAAAGGAGCUAUCAGUUCUUGCAAGUACAUUGAAUCUCCAUUGCAUAUUUGUGCUGAUGAGGAGAAAAGUCAUCGAUAUUACAAUGUGAAAAAGCAAUCUGGUGAACAGAUUGGUCAAAGCGAAUGUGAAAAUAUUUUAAAAGUUUCCUCCUGGAACAGAUGGUUUGUUGAGUGCAGCUUUUGUCGGUGUUCGUGUUUCAAUGAUGACUCCCACAAAUAUUUCAGCCUUCAACCAGUAUUAUCAGACAAAAUCCUAAAUAAAAUCGUGACGGGUGUUGCACUGGAAAAACACAAUCAAACUUUCUAUUGGAAAAUCGCCCAAGCAACUUUGCUCCGAAGGGGCGAAGUUCAAAGCGAAAUCGAUAACUGGGUCCCGGUUAAAGAAUUUAAUUUGACCGACGUUCACGAUGGCUAUGAUUAUCAUACGCUCUCGUGGCAAAAUCGUUCAAUUGCCCUCGACUCACUAAUGGUUCCCAGCGGUUCUGUAAUAACAGGCAUUCGAUUCAAAACUUACAUGGGUCGUCUCCACUUUGAAAUACAAGCAACGAAAUUUGAUUUUGUUUCCGGUAAAUUGUAUGACAGUUUCGAAUGGAUUUCAUCAAAAUUGAACAGGCAUCGUGACUACAUCAAUUUGGACGACAACGAUUUGCCCGAGAAAAGUGAACAACUUUCACAACCCAUGUGGAAGCAGAAUUUAUUGGUCGAAUUUCAAUCAACCGACGCGACGAAAGACUUGUCACAAAGCACAAUUCCAUAUGUAGACACGCAAUUAGUGGAACCAUCUCAUCCGGCUCCAUUGGCUGGUAUUGGAUUAUAUUAUAAGGGUAUUGAUGGAUUUGGCGGUUACAUUGCACCGUAUGUAGUUCCGUAUAAUUAUUUCGGUCACAUUAAUGACACGUUAAAAUAAAUUGGAGAUUUUCA